AUGAGUAAAGAAAAAUCAACAACAAAUGCAUCGGCAGUUCUAAAAGGUGCAGAAGGUCGUCGACGUAUCAAUAUUCAACAGAUGCAAAAUGUUCUUCUGAUCUGGUUAGACAAUAACAUUAACGAGAAUAACGACGAUUGCCAAAAUACAAUCACAAAACUGCGAUGUGCUGUGAAUGACAUCAAUACAUUUACAGACGCUAAUCAAUGCUUUGAAUUCAUUGAAACAAUCGUCGACAAAAAGGUUUGUAUGAUCAUAUCUGGAUCACUUGGACAACAUGCUGUGUCUUGUAUGCAUAAUGUGUUUCAAGUUGAUUCAAUUUUUAUUUUUUGUGGUAAUAAAAAACAUCAUGAACAAUGGGUCAAAGACUGGCCCAAAAUAAAAGGUGUCUUCACAGAUAUUACACCCAUCUGUGACGCAAUCAAGGAAGCUGCUCAUCAAUGUGAGCAAAAUGCUAUUCCCAUGAGUUUCGUAGGAACGAAUAAAAAGUUGGAUCAAUUAGAUCCUUCUUUUAUGUACACUCAAAUCAUCAAAGAAAUAUUAUUCACCAUCACAUUCAAUCACAACCACAUCCGAGAUUAUCUUAAUUACUGUCGCGAUGCUUUUAUAGGUAAUACAAAAGAAAUCGCAAAUAUUAAACGAUUGGAACGUGAAUAUCAUAAUAAAACACCAAUUUAUUGGUAUACCUGUCAAAUGUUCUUGUAUCCCAUGCUGAAUUCCGCAUUACGAUUGAUGGAUGGUGAUACUAUUACACGUAUGGGUUUCUUCGUUAGUGAUUUGCAUCGACAGAUUGAACAACUGCAUCGGGAACAAUAUCCCGAUACAACUGCUGCUAACAUCUUUACCGUUUAUCGUGGCCAAGGUUUUUCUAUAGGGGAUUUUGAACAAAUGAUGAAAACUAAAAGCGGUCUUAUUUCAUUCAAUAACUUCUUAUCUACUACUAAACAUCGCAAUAUAUCACUGGGUUUUGCUCAACGUGCUACGAUUAAUCCAGAUCAAGUUGGUGUACUUUUUAUCAUGAAAAUUAAUCCGGCUCUAUCAACAGCACCAUUUGCUUCCAUUGCUGGUAUUAGCAAGUUCCAAAAAGAAGAGGAAGUCUUGUUUUCGAUGCAUAGCGUUUUUCGUAUACGGGAUAUCAAACAGAUGCAUGACAAUAAUCGUUUAUAUGAAGUUAAUUUGACACUUACUGCUGACAACGAUCCAGAACUGAGCAGACUUACCGAUUACAUUCGAAAAGAGAGUUAUCCAGACAGGGAAGGAUGGGCGCGAUUGGGCUUGGUACUAUGGAAAAUGGGUCAAUUUGACAAAGCUGAAGAUAUUUAUCAAGUUUUACUUGAUAAAACAAACAACGAUGAAGAUAAGGCACCACUUUAUGCUCAUCUUGGUUUAAUCAAAGAUAAUCAAGGAAAAUAUGCCGAAGCACUUACAUUCUAUGAAAAAUCACUUGCUAUCUAUCAAAAAACUCUACCUCCCAAUCAUCCUGACUUGGCUGCUUCCUACAACAACAUUGGCAGCGUGCAUGACAGUAUGGGUAGCAAUUCAGAGGCACUUUGCUAUUAUGAAAAAGCCCUUGAAAUCAAACAACAAUCACUUCCAUUGAAUCAUCCUUAUUUGGCUUCUUCCUACAACAACAUUGGUAAUGUGCAGGCCGACAUGGGUAAUUAUCCGAAAGCACUUUUAUCUCAUGAAAAAGCCCUUGAAAUCAGCCAACAAUCACUUCCUCUCAAUCAUCCUGAUAUGGCUUACUCCUACAGCAACAUUGGUAGUGUGCAUGAAAACAUGGGUAAUAAUCCCGAAGCACUCUCUUAUUAUGAGAAAGCUCUCAAAAUUCGACAACAAUCACUUCCUCCCAAUCAUCCUGAUAUGGCUUACUCCUACAGCAACCUUGGUAGUGUUCAAGAAAAGGUGGGUAAUAAUUCCGAAGCACUCUCUUAUUAUGAGAAAGCCCUUAAAAUUCGCCAACAAGCACUUCCUCUCAAUCAUCCGGAUAUGGCUUAUUCCUACAGUAACAUUGGCGGAGUGCAUGAAAAGAUGGGUAAUUAUCCCGAAGCACUUUCAUUUCACAAAAAAGCGCUUGAAAUCAGACAACAAUUACUUCCUCCCAAUCAACCUGAUUUGGCUAUGUCCUACAACAACAUUGGCAGUGUGCAUGACAAUAUGGGUAGCAAUUCAGAAGCACUUUAUUAUUAUGAAAAAGCCCUUGAAAUCAAACAACAAUCACUUCAUCCCAGUCAUUCUGAUUUGGCUAUAGCCUACAGUAGCAUUGGUGAAGUGCAUUACAACAUGAGUAAUUAUGCGAAAGCACUUUCAUCUUAUGAAAAAGCGCUUGAAGUCAGACUACAAUCAUUCACGCCAAACUAUCCUAAUUUGGCUGCUUCCUACAACAGCAUUGGUCUGGUGCAUAGAAACAUGGGUAAUUAUUCAAAAGCACUUUCAUCUCAUGAAAAAGCCCUUGAGAUUCGACAACAAUCACUUCCUUCUAAUCAUCCUGAUUUAGCUGCUUCGCACAACAACAUUGGUUUAGUGCAUAACGACAUGGGUAAUUAUACGAAAGCACUUUCAUCUCAUGAAAAAGCCCUUGAAAUUCAACAACAAUCACUUCCUUCUAAUCAUCCUGAUUUGGCUAAGUCCUACAACAACAUUGGUAGUGUGCAUGAAAAUAUGGGUAAUAAUCCCGAAGCACUGUCUUAUUAUGAAAAAGCUGCUCAAAUUCAACAUCAAUCACUUCCUUACAAUUAUCCUGAUUUAGCUGCUUCCUACAACAGUAUUGGUAAUCUACAUUACAACAUCGGUAACUAUCCAAAAGCACUUUCAUCUCAUGAAAAAGCCCUUGAGAUUCGGCAACAAUCCCUUCCCCCCAAUCAUCCUGAUUUGGCUUCUUCCUACAACAAUAUUGGUAAUGUACAUAACAGCAUGGGUAAUUAUGCGCAAGCACUUUCAUCUCAUGAAAAAGCUCUUGAAAUCAAACAACAAUCACUUCCUCCAAAUCAUUUUGAUUUGGCUAAGUCCUAUAACAACAUUGGUAAUGUGCAUAAUAGCAUGGGUAGUUAUCCAAAAGCACUUUUAUCUCAUGAAAAAGCGCUUGAGAUUCGGCAACAAUCACUUCCUUCUAAUCAUCCUGAUUGGGCUACAUCGUACAACAACAUUGGUAAUGUACAUUACAACAUGGGUAAUUAUCCGAAAGCACUCUCAUCUCACAAAAAAGCGCUUGAAAUCAGAAAACAAUUAUUUCCUUCCAAUCAUCCUGAUUUGGCUAAAUCCUACAACAAUAUUGGUAAUGUGCAUAGCAGCAUGGGUAAUUAUCCAAAAGCACUUUCAUCUCAUGAAAAAGCUCUUAAAAUUCGACAACAAGCAUUUCCUCCCAAUCAUCCUGAUUUGGCUGUUUCCUACAACAACACUGGUUUAGUUCAUGGCAAUAUGGGUAGUUAUCCAAAAGCACUUUUAUCUCAUGAAAAAGCUCUUGAGAUUCGACAACAAUGCCUUCCUUCUGAUCAUCCUGAUUUGGCUAUGUCCUUUGGACACAUGGGUAAUACGUACAACAAGUUGGGUCAACAUUCAAAAGCGCUUUCAUUCUGUCAACAUGCUGUAGAUAUUGCACAGCAAUCACUACCAUCAAACCACUCGCAUCUUGAAUGGUAUAGAAACAAUCUGGAAGACGUGAAAAAGAAAUUAAUAAUUAAUUUUUGA
Molecule: messenger RNA, 3687 nt
Organism: Adineta steineri
Lineage: Eukaryota; Metazoa; Rotifera; Eurotatoria; Adinetida; Adinetidae
Source: the annotation of a GenBank genome assembly